Molecule: messenger RNA, 343 nt
Organism: Paramecium octaurelia
Lineage: Eukaryota; Ciliophora; Oligohymenophorea; Peniculida; Parameciidae
Source: the annotation of a GenBank genome assembly
AUGAAAUAUUUGCAAUUCAUAUUAAUAUUAGGUUUGACACUUGCUUUAACAACUACAGAAUAGUCAGGAAUUCUGGAUCCUAAUGACUUGAUGUUUUAAUAGGAAGACUAUUAAUCUACUAUCAACGUUAGAGAAGAAUAAAUUGAAACAAAUAAUCAAUAAUGGGUUGCCUAAGAAUUUAUUUAAGAUAACGUAAGCUUUUUUAAAAAAUUAGAAUUCUAAUGAGGUAAUGACUGAAGCUGAAUUAGAACAUGCCUUAAUUACAAAAGAGGACUUAAAUAAUAUUCCUGACAUCUAGAUGGAAACCUAAAACGCACUUUUUUUACAAAAAAGAAAAAAUUGA